GGCAUAUUUUCAUAUGAUUGCAAUGAUGGGGAUUAACACACAAUACUUGCAGAGCGGUCUUGAAUUUCAUGCAGAAUUCAGUAGCGAUGUUAAAAUGAAAUUUGAUGCUGGGAUAAAUAUUAAAGAGAAAAAUCUGAAGAUUGAAACCCCUCCCUGCCGUCAGGAGGUUGAGCUCGCAGCUGUGAGGAGCGAAGUUUAUGCUAUUUCAAGGAACAUGGAAGAAGCAGAUUCUGAAAAGAAAUCCCGGCUUCUCCCCAAAGGAGAAGUAUCACGUACCUCUGACCAGCCGCCAGAAAGAUCUUCACGACCUGGCAGCUGGAAGCAAAGCAAUGUUCCUGGUGUGAUAUCCAAAGGAUACCAGCAAGAUUCAGAAGAGGCACAUCACUACAGUGUAGGAGGAAGAUUUUACACACGUGUCUUCUGUAGAAAAUUGGAGAGUUUGGGAUGUUCUGCUUGUCUCAGCCUAAAGUCACAAAAUCCCGCUUUCUUAAGAAAUACCUUUAUGCACAAAUUAGUUGGAAAACUUGAAGGCAAAAUAGUUUUGAAGCCAGUUCAUACAGAUGCUGACAUUGACAAAAUACAGCUGGAGAUCCAGGCAGGAUCCAGAGCAGCUUCCAAAAUAAUUGAUGUAACAAGCUCAGUGUCUGAGGAAGAGGAGGAGACAUCUCUGUACGAGGACAGGCAAGCUAAACUGAAGAAGAUUCUUGGCAUUGAAAAUGUGUUCCAGGUCUCAAAUAAAACACAGCACCGUAGGAGACGGGUUCACAGAACAGAAAAGGAUCCAGCUACAGGCCUCUGGGCGAAGUCCAGUGCAAGCCCCCUCUCUAGUUCCUCCUCUUCUUCCACUGCUUCCUCUGCUGAUGGCAAAGAGCCUGGAAAGGAAGACAAGAGAGAUGAAAGAAGGCGAUCUGGGAAGAAGAGCAGCAGCAAGAGCAGCAGCAGGAUAAGCAGUAGCAGUGGCAGCUCUGCUAGCAGCAGCCUCUGCAGCAGCAGCAGCGAAGACUACUCUGGAGACACACGCUGCAGUGGAGAGAGCGAACAUUCUGGCCAGAAGGCAAAUCUACCUGUUUACCAGUUGCGGUUCAAGCCAGCAGAUGAACAGGACCCAGAAGGGGAAGCCCUGAACAGCAGCAUCAGCUCCUCCUCUUCUUCAGUGAGUGAUGAAGACAUCUCUAGAGCUGUAUCUCAGCCUAAAUUCUUGGGAGACAGCAAGCCACCAGUACUGGCUGCAGUCCUUCGUGCCAUCCACAGAAAUGAGAAGCCAACAGGGUUACAGCUCGUACUGUACGCUGAUACACAGCCCAUGGGAUGGAGGGUACAGACAUUCGUUUCAAGCAUCACAGGAUCCAGUAGAUGGAAACUCUGUGCAGAUACUUCAGUAAUAAAUUCCCAUAAAAUACUGGGUUCUCUUAAUUGGGGUGAAGAUUGCCAGGAGUACCAGAUCGCCACUCAGAUUGCAACAGGGCAAUUUGCUGCUUAUCCAGCUAUGCAGAUGAGGCUGGAGUGGCCAAAAGUACCUUCAACAGUGCGAACAGCUGCAAGAUGGUUCUACUCAUUUCUUCCAGGAGCUGCAUAUGUGCUUGGGUAUUCCCAAAUACAACAGCGUAGUCCCUCCCACCAGGCAACCUUGGUUAUGGCUCUGACAUCUCCAAGAACCUGUGAUGUGGUCCUGAAGUUACCUGAACUCACAAUUUAUGACAGAGCCAUCAGGCUUCCCCUGCCAUUCCCUUCAAGUCCAGGCACACCGAUUUCAGCACUACCAUCCCCUGACCGGAAUGUCUUUUCCCAAGCAACAUUUUCAAUCAUUGAAAACCUUAAAGCUCGUUGUUCAGUUUUCCAAAAUACGAUCACCACCUUCAAUGGAGUUGAAUUUAACUAUUCAAUGCCUGCAAAUUGCUACCACGUGUUAGUGCAGGACUGUAGUCCAGAACUGAAGUUCCUGGUGAUGAUGAAAAGACUUGAAGAGUCUACUGACCUUACAGCAAUAAAUGUCAGACUCGCCAGCCAUGAGGUUGACAUGUAUGUUUCCAACGGAGUCAUCCAGCUGGAGAUUAAUGGUGUCCAAGCCCCAACAAAUGUUCCAUAUACAUCUAAUUCUGAUGCAAGCAUGCUGAUCAGCAGCGAAAAGGAGGGCCUGUCACUAAAAGCCCCGGAUUAUGGCAUAGAUAAACUGUAUUAUGAUGGUCAUAGACUUGAGAUUCAGGUUGCUUUCUGGAUGGCUGGAAAAACAUGUGGUAUUUGUGGAAAAUAUGAUGCUGAGAAGGAAAGGGAAUAUCAAAUGCCCAGUGGAUAUUUAGCUAAAGAUGCAGUGAGUUUUGGUCAGUCCUGGAUCAUCUCAGAAGACCCCUGUGCUGGAGCUUGCAAGCUGCAGCGCAAAUUUGUCCAAAUCGAGAAGCCCGUUGCAUUCGAGAAGGCGGCAGCAAAAUGCUUCUCGGUGGAGCCCGUCCUGCGCUGCGCAGAGG
Messenger RNA from Apaloderma vittatum (bar-tailed trogon), 2462 nucleotides. RefSeq names its product vitellogenin-2-like. The transcript is spliced from 16 exons. Gene Ontology annotation, molecular function: lipid carrier activity. The record is from RefSeq and is a predicted model, not a curated record. Lineage: Eukaryota; Metazoa; Chordata; Aves; Trogoniformes; Trogonidae. Gene Ontology annotation, biological process: lipid transport. The annotation marks the transcript as partial.